GACGGUGCGGCUGACGCAGCUCUGGGUGGGGUGGCAAGCAGGGGGCGGUAGUCGGGCGGCGGGAGAAGGAGGCAGCGGCGAAUCACUUAUAAAUGAUGCCCAAGCAGGACCCGAAGCCUAAAUUCCAGGAGGGUGAGCAAGUGCUGUGUUUUCAUGGGCCUCUUCUUUAUGAAGCAAAGUGUGUAAAGGUUGCCAUAAAGGACAAACAAGUGAAAUACUUUAUACAUUACAGUGGUUGGAAUAAAAAUUGGGAUGAAUGGGUUCCAGAAAGCAGAGUGCUCAAAUAUGUAGACACCAAUCUGCAGAAACAGCGAGAACUUCAAAAAGCUAAUCAGGAGCAGUAUGCAGAGGGGAAGAUGAGAGGGGCUGCCCCAGGGAAGAAGACAUCUGGGCUCCAACAGAAAAACGUCGAAGUGAAAACAAAAAAGAACAAACAGAAAGCUCCUGGGAAUGGAGAUGGAGGCAGUACCAGUGAGACACCUCAGCCUCCUCAGAAGAAAAGAGCUCAAGUAGAUCCCACAGUUGAAAAUGAGGAGACUUUCAUGAACGGAGUUGAAGUUAAAGUAAAAAUUCCUGAAGAACUGAAACCAUGGCUGGUUGAUGACUGGGACUUAAUUACUGGACAGAAACAGCUUUUCUAUCUCCCUGCCAAAAAGAAUGUGGAUUCCAUUCUAGAGGAUUAUGCAAAUUAUAAGAAAUUUCGUGGAAACACAGAUAAUAAAGAGUAUGCUGUCAACGAAGUUGUGGCAGGGAUCAAAGAGCACUUCAAUGUGAUGCUGGGCACUCAGCUCCUGUACAAGUUUGAGAGACCACAGUAUGCUGAGAUCUUGGCAGACCACCCUGAUUCCCCCAUGUCCCAGGUGUAUGGGGCACCGCACCUGCUGAGAUUGUUUGUAAGAAUUGGAGCAAUGUUGGCCUAUACGCCUCUGGAUGAGAAGAGCCUUGCUUUAUUACUGAAUUACCUUCAUGAUUUUCUAAAGUACUUGGCAAAGAAUUCCGCAACUCUGUUUAGUGCCAGCAAUUAUGAAGUGGCGCCUCCUGAGUACCACCGGAAAGCAGUGUGAGGGCCAGACACUCACGU
Messenger RNA from Sorex araneus (European shrew), 1081 nucleotides. Its product is annotated as mortality factor 4-like protein 1. Gene Ontology annotation, cellular component: nucleus; NuA4 histone acetyltransferase complex. The coding region runs from base 93 to 1064 and encodes 323 amino acids. The record is from RefSeq and is a predicted model, not a curated record. NCBI's taxonomy places the organism in Eukaryota, Metazoa, Chordata, Mammalia, Eulipotyphla, Soricidae. Gene Ontology annotation, biological process: chromatin organization; regulation of DNA-templated transcription. The transcript has a single exon.